Messenger RNA from Dentiscutata erythropus, 534 nucleotides. The record is from the annotation of a GenBank genome assembly. NCBI's taxonomy places the organism in Eukaryota, Fungi, Glomeromycota, Glomeromycetes, Diversisporales, Gigasporaceae.
AUGGCCAAAGAGAACCUAAUUAUAAACUUGAAAGAAGAAUGGAAAAAGACCGAAGAGAAAGGAUAUGCAAAUAGAAAUGGACAAGGAGAAAGCAUUGCCAGCAAUAUAUUUCGUAUAGUGACAUCAAGUAUUCUUGCUAGAGGUGGAGCUUUAGCACUUUUAAAGCUUGUUAUUGAUAAUUUAAAUCAUCAUAUCGAUAAACUUAUCGAAGAAGAGAAAACUAGUGUAAUUUUUAUUAAUUUAGUAUCUUUAUAUGUUAUCAUUACAUCUACAAUCUCAAUUUUGAUUAAUAUUAAAAUUAUUCCACAUUCGAGUGUUUAUGAUGAUAUACUAUUAUCUAUAUUGAGAUUGUACUUAAUUAAUUUAUAUGAUGAAGAUAUGAUAAAGUUGAAAAAGGAAGAUAUUGACGGGACAGAAAAUAAAUACGGGACAAAAGAGGUGAAAGACAGGAAAAAAGAUAAUAAAGAAGAUUUUAAUAAAUAUGAUCGGAUAAAAUUUUUUGGAGAUAAACUUGUUGAAACAAAUAUAAAAUGA